This is a messenger RNA of Pungitius pungitius (ninespine stickleback), 2154 nucleotides long. Its product is annotated as tumor necrosis factor alpha-induced protein 2-like. The coding region runs from base 182 to 2014 and encodes 610 amino acids. Gene Ontology annotation, biological process: exocyst localization; exocytosis. Gene Ontology annotation, cellular component: exocyst. Gene Ontology annotation, molecular function: SNARE binding. The transcript is spliced from 11 exons. The record is from RefSeq and is a predicted model, not a curated record. NCBI's taxonomy places the organism in Eukaryota, Metazoa, Chordata, Actinopteri, Perciformes, Gasterosteidae.
AACUGAACUAGUUUAGUCAGCGGUCGUUAGUGGAAUGUGGAGCUGAAUCUUAAUCUUGUUUUUUCUGAUGGGAAACGACUAAACUGACUUUAAAUAACCAUCAGAGUUAUUUUCAUUCAAUGGUUUUGUCUCCUCAAAGCAUUCCUCAGAGCGUGAAGACCAUCUUCUCUCCGGGACAACGAUGCGGACCGAGACGGACGGCGUCAAGCUGAACUUUCGUCUGCCGAGGUUCCUCUGGAACACCCACAAAGCCCCUGACAAGUUGCAGAUGUACGAGCAGACGUACGAGCAGAUCCUCCAGGCGAAGCUCUACUGCGAGGCCGGCCGACUGCUGAUAGAGAGAGAAGAGCGUCUAUUCGGGGAGAUUCAGGACCCAGAGGCGGCGACGGGUCACCAGGAGGAGGUCACGGAGCUGGAGGUCUGCCGCAGGGAGCUGCUGGUCCUGGUGCUGGAGACCCUCAGGUUGUCCCUGGAACCGGUGGAGGUGGGGGGCGCCGCGGCCCUGGUGUCCGCCGUGAAGGCCGUGGAGCAGGAGGAGGCCCAGGACCGGCUGUGGGGUCAGAGGGGUCGGACGCCCCCGGCGUGGAGGCCCUGUGGCUGGAAGGAGCUCCACGACUCCACGCUGCGUGGCCUGGUGGAGGAACGCAUGGACAGCCCCUCCGUGGUCCCCCCCACCAACCAGGUGGGACAGUCCUCCGUCCAGGCGGACGUCUGCGACAUGGGCCGGCAGCUGAAGGAGGACCUGCUGCAGGUGGCGAGUGUGGUGAGGAGCUGCUACCCACCUGAGCACAACAUCGGUCACCUGUACAUCAAGGCGUACCACAGCACCUUCAGCGCCAGGCUCAGGAAGAUCGCAGACUUCGGUCUGGAGGACAAGGACUGCAAAUUCCUCCUGCGCUGGGUCAACGAGUAUUAUCCCCAAGUCCUUCAGAAGACGGAGCUGGCAGGUGAGAUGGAUGUGGCAGCGUUGGGAAAGCUUCUGCCCGAAGAGCUGUUGAAACCUCUGGAGGAUCAAUUCCUGAGCGGGCAACAGGAGGAGCUGACCACGUUCGUAGGCCGCAUCCUUGAGGAUGCGAAGGACAAGUGGAAUAAAGGAGAAGAGCCAUCGAGGGAGGACGGGUUCUUUGUCAGUCCCGUUUCCUACGACAUCAUCCAGCUCAUCAACGGUAAGGUGACCUCAGCUGAGAAGGUUGUGGGAGAUCUGCAGAAGGCUCGGACCAUACCGCGCCAACUCAACGAUUUAAUGCAGCGGUUCAAGGGCUUUCAAAAUGACGUCAUAAAGCAAAACAAAACGAGCAGCCGGCCGGUCGUGAAGGCCCACCUCGGCUGUAUCCAGCAGUUCAGAGACUUCCUCAAUAUGAAGAGACACCUGUUCACAGAGGAAGUGUGGGACGACUGUUUGCAUGUUCUGACCGACAUGAAACUAUCUGCCCAAGAGUAUUUAUUAAAACCUGUGCACGAGGUCCUUAAGCCAGAGUACCGCAAACUGGGAACCAGUGACUGGCUGAAUAAGAACCUGUUCAUAAGUCUGCUGCACGGCCUUGAGGAAGAGCUUCAGGGUCUUCAGGGCUCCAUCGGAUCCUGUCACCAGGAGCUGUUGAGAAAGCUGCACCAGGAGGUGACGGUAGAAUACGUGAGGAGGCUCCUGAAAGGAGCCAAGCUAAAGGACGAGGGGCAGCAGGUGAAGGCCUGCAACACCGUGAGGGACAACGCGGAGAGUCUGCACGAAUUAUUCGUUAAAAUGGGGUCCGACGACGUUUGGCUGAAGGACAUCCUGACCAAGAUAGCAGAAGUCUUGAGACUCCAAAACCUCCCCGCCAUCCAGUUACAAGUAGCCUCGCUGGGAACAGAUUACCCCGACCUCAGUGAGAAACAUGUGUCGGCUCUCCUCAAGCUGAAGACCAACCUCUCCAAAGCCGAUCGGAGGAGCGUCACGGACGUCCUGUCGGUCAUCAGCGGCUCUGGAGGCCGAGAGGCCGCGCCGACCUUCUUCUCUGAGGUCCGGGUCAAGUGAGCCGUGAGAUGUUUGAGUGAUCAGGAAUCAGGAAACGUUUAUUGCCAUAAUAUGUUGGACAUUCAUGGAAAUUGUCUUGGCGAUUGGUGCAUGACAGAAGACCGUACAAUAAUGACAAUAUAGUGCGGGAAUAAGAUAAU